GUGAGGGGACGCGCGGCCCUACCGCCAACAGCCGCUGGCUGCGCGGCCGGACCGGGGCCGGCUCCGGCCCAGGGAACCCCCCCCGGCGGACCCCGCGCCCACCUUCCUCGCUGAGGCCGCAGUCGCCGAGCGCUACCUCGGCGAAGGGCGCGGCGCCGGACAGCAGCCGGCCCAACGCGCCGCACGUCUCCAGCGACAGGCUCUGUGCCGCCAGGUCCAGGCGGCCGCGGCCCGGCGCCGCGCCGCGCUCCCGCAGCCGCCGCAGCACGGGCUCCUGCGGCGCCGCGCACAGCCGCGCGUAGGCCCGGCGGAACUCCUCCAUGGCCGCGGCGCAGCCCCGCCCGCAGGCGACGCGCGCUUCCGGGGGUGGGGCCGCCAGCGCCAUGGAGCGGGAGGCGCGCGCUGGCGGGUUCCGGAAGGAGACCGUGGACCGGCUGCUCCGCCUCCAUUUCCGGGACGGGAGGACGCGAGUUAACGGCGACGCGCAGCUGCUGAUGGCGGAGAUGCUGAAGGUUUUCGUCCGAGAAGCGGCGGCGCGAGCAGCGCGGCAGGCACACGCCGAGGACCUGGAGAAGGUGGAUGUGGAGCACGUGGAGAAGGUGCUGCCGCAGCUGCUUCUGGAUUUCUAGAGGUCACUGAAGCAUCUGCGUCCUGCCAGCAGAAGAUCCUGGUCUGACAGUGCACAUCUGGCUCACCCCUGGAGUCCAGCUCUAGGAAGAACAGCCUCAACUUUUUCUUUCCCUGCCAUUUCGCUUCUGUUUCCUCUGUCCUCUACCAACAAAGCCCUAGGCGACUGUGCUGUCAGAUGCUGGGUUUGAAACGAGGCUGCCGCACACUUGGUUCGGUCGGCUGAGGCACUGGUUUCCAUCUUGCUCCUUUAGCAGGAGCCUGGUCUGCAGAGCACAGGAAGAUGCUGUUGCUUUCUCAGCUAACGUAAGAAACAGGUGCUGCUUCAAAGAGAUGCAUGGAAAGACUUAAUGGCUGGAAAUGUCAACUAAACUUCAGGCUCUCAUCGCCUCAGCGGGCAGCUGUGGCAGAAACUUUAGGUCCAGCUCCAAGCCUGUCUAAUGAAUAGGUCGUUAACAGGAGCUCAGGCACAGGCUUUUGCCAAAAGCAGGUAACUGAUCUUUAUUUUAUAAAUAAACAGUGUCUGUCCCUCACUACCUUCCAGUAUUUCUGCAGGGCUGUAACAUCAAAGAAUGCUUGGAGCCUUUUAACCAUUUGAUAUUCUCCUCAGAAGCUGCUUCCCCUCUGCUAUAAAUUUGUUCUCACAAAGAAACAUCAAUAAAUUAAAACCGAGUCUCC
This is a messenger RNA of Strigops habroptila (Kakapo), 1305 nucleotides long. It is a transcript of the gene CENPX, whose product is annotated as centromere protein X. NCBI's taxonomy places the organism in Eukaryota, Metazoa, Chordata, Aves, Psittaciformes, Psittacidae. Gene Ontology annotation, molecular function: protein heterodimerization activity. Gene Ontology annotation, cellular component: FANCM-MHF complex; Fanconi anaemia nuclear complex. Bases 321 to 629 code for a protein of 102 amino acids. The record is from RefSeq and is a predicted model, not a curated record. The transcript has 5 exons. Gene Ontology annotation, biological process: DNA repair; replication fork processing; kinetochore assembly.